GGCGACCCAGGAGCCCAGCCUGUCAGCCCGCUCUGGGAGGCGGGAAAGCUGCAAGCCGCGCCCACUGCCCUGCCCCCAGCGCACCACUCCCGGUUUCUGGGACUCCUCACAUCCUCCCGGGAUCCGCUCGGAGGGGACCCAGUGCCUAGACGCCAUGGAGACGGUGCUGAUCCUCUGCAGCCUGCUGGCCCCUGCAGUCCUGGCUAGUGCAGCCGAGAAGGAGAAAGAAAAGGAUCCAUUCUAUUAUGACUACCAGACUCUGCGGAUUGGGGGAUUGGUGUUCGCCGUGGUCCUCUUCUCUGUUGGGAUACUCCUCAUCCUAAGUCGCAGGUGCAAGUGCAGUUUCAAUCAGAAGCCCCGCUGCGGAGCCCCAGAAGACAGAGAACUGAAGUGUUCCCACCAGGAUGAAGGGGGCAACGCUAAGGGUGCAGAGGAUCCAUUCUACUAUGAUUAUGAGACUGUCCGCAAAGGGGGCCUGAUCUUCGCGGGCCUGGCCUUCGUCGUGGGCCUCCUCAUCCUCCUCAGCAAAAGAUUCCGCUGUGGGGGCAGUAAGAGGCACAGGCAGGUCAAUGAAGAUGAGCUGUGACAAUAGGUAUGUUUCCUUCAAGGCAC
This is a messenger RNA of Phodopus roborovskii (desert hamster), 612 nucleotides long. Its product is annotated as FXYD domain-containing ion transport regulator 6. The record is from RefSeq and is a predicted model, not a curated record. Gene Ontology annotation, biological process: regulation of sodium ion transmembrane transporter activity; monoatomic ion transport. Lineage: Eukaryota; Metazoa; Chordata; Mammalia; Rodentia; Cricetidae. Bases 155 to 586 code for a protein of 143 amino acids. The transcript has 11 exons. Gene Ontology annotation, molecular function: sodium channel regulator activity. Gene Ontology annotation, cellular component: membrane.